Notothenia coriiceps (black rockcod) is the source of this 1228-nucleotide messenger RNA. It is a transcript of the gene map2k4a, whose product is annotated as mitogen-activated protein kinase kinase 4a. Lineage: Eukaryota; Metazoa; Chordata; Actinopteri; Perciformes; Nototheniidae. The coding region runs from base 83 to 1078 and encodes 331 amino acids. The transcript is spliced from 11 exons. Gene Ontology annotation, biological process: protein phosphorylation; MAPK cascade. Gene Ontology annotation, molecular function: JUN kinase kinase activity; ATP binding. The record is from RefSeq and is a predicted model, not a curated record.
UGAGGGAGGCAGUAAUUAUUGUGGCAGGGAGGGAAGGGUGAAGUUGUUCUCCGUGUAUCUGCAUUGCAGCCCGGUGCUGCUGAUGGAAUUCAAACACACAACAAUGGCGACUCCCAGUCCUAACAACUCAACAACACCUAGCAGCCACAACAGCAGCAAUAACGCAGGAUCUGCUGCACACCACCAUCUCCAGUCCCCCCAGCAGCACUUUACAACAAUGAGCAGCAUGCAGGAGUCCAACACCUGCUGGAGAUGUCAGAGUGAAACAGGGUUUCAGAUAAACCUGUCUGGAGCUCCCCCAAGUAAACGCAAAGCUUUGAAGCUGAACUUUGCCAACCCUCCGAUCAAACCCACCACCAGAUUCACACUGAACACGGCCGGGCCGCCCUUCCAGAACCCGCACAUAGAGAGGCUGAGAACACACAGUAUCGAGUCCUCAGGGAAGUUGAAGAUCUCCGCGGAGCAGCACUGGGACUUCACGGCCGAGGAUCUCAAAGACCUGGGCGAGAUCGGACGAGGGGCUUACGGCUCCGUCAACAAGAUGGUGCACAAUCCCAGCAACCAGAUCAUGGCGGUCAAGAGAAUUCGAUCCACAGUUGAUGAGAAGGAGCAGAAGCAGCUGCUGAUGGAUCUGGACGUGGUCGUGAGGAGUAGUGACUGUCCUUACAUCGUGCAGUUUUACGGUGCUCUGUUCAGAGAGGGCGACUGUUGGAUUUGUAUGGAACUUAUGGCUACCUCGUUAGACAAAUUUUACAAAUUUGUAUAUUGCUCAUUAGACGACGUGAUUCCUGAGGAAAUAUUAGGAAAAAUAACAUUAGCUACUGUGAAGGCACUUAACCACUUAAAAGAAAACUUGAAAAUAAUACACAGAGACAUUAAGCCGUCAAACAUCCUCCUGGACAGGAAUGGCAACAUCAAGCUGUGUGACUUCGGCAUCAGCGGUCAGCUGGUGGACUCCAUCGCCAAAACCAGAGAUGCAGGCUGCAGGCCCUACAUGGCUCCCGAGCGAAUAGACCCCAGUGCGUCUAGGCAGGGCUACGACGUCCGCUCAGACGUCUGGAGUUUGGGAAUCGUAUAGUGUACGAGCUGGGCCACAGGCAGUUCCCCUACCCGAAAGUGAACAGUGUGUUUGAUCCAGCUGACCCAGGUGGUGAGGGGGGACCCUACAGCUCUGCAACUCUGAGGAGAGGCCGCUCUCUCCCAAAUUCAUCACCUCCUUUGUCAACGU